AUGAGAGGAAAAGGCAGAUAUUUACAAUUGGGUGAUGGUGGAAAAUUAACUUGGAUAUCUGCCUCCCAAAUUGCCAACAAAGUCGUAGAAUAAAGUAUAACCUGCCUCUUUCAGACAAGGGGCUAUACUACAGAUGAAGAAGAGCUAUUGGUUCAUCUGGUCAUCCUUCCCUAUUCUGCUCCACAGAUAAUCCAAGAUUGUUUCCCAAAAUAACUUCUCUAAACCUAAAAAGUUCACAUAUAUCAAGUCCUUUAUAUUGGACUCCAUACCAGGCCUUGCCAUGUCCCACUGGAAAACUGUUAAUCUCCCUUCACAAUGGUAUACUAACAACACAGUACUCUUAUACGGAACUUUUCAUCAGUAGAUCUUAAAGCACUUUACAAAGGAAGGUCAGUAUCAUUAUUCCCAUUUUACAGAUGGGGAAUUAUUAGGCAAGGAUAGGUGAGGUGAUUUGCUCAAGGUCACUCAGACAACCAGUGGCAGAGCCACCAAUAGAACCCACAUCUCAAGUCCCAGUCCAGUACUCUAUCCACCAGGCAACACUACUUAGUAUAUGGGUAUAUAGCUUCCAUUUCUUGUCCUGCAGGGUCAAGAGAUAACAGGAUUGGAAGAUGUGGCAUUUUUGUGACAGAUGUGAGACCCUGGAAGUGUGGAAACCUCAAUAUCUCAUGUAUUGAGAUGAGCCAAAGGUUAUGGACCCAGGGGAUAUUCAUUGACUAUUGUAUCAACAAGCGUCAUGUGUAUUUCUGUGUUCCUGGUUCACUGGGUGGGGUUCCUAUGUAAUCUGGAAUCGCUUUGAGGAGGGAUGUUAAUAAUUAAUGCAAGUUCCCAAUGCUGCUUAUGCAGAUAUCCAGACCGGUGAAGCUACAUCCCUUUGGAGAAGUAGCAUUGACUUAAUUUACCUGAUUCAGGAGGUCUGAAAGACAAAAGCCCCAAACUGUACAGAGUCAGCUUGAUUUCAGGACAGCCCCAUUCUGCAACAAAGAACUGACAAAUUUAUAUAUGGACUGAUCAGGAUUUCAUGUGGAUGAUGGAAAUAGCUGGAAAAAAUGUGACAAUCAACGCCACCUACCAUGGCUUCAACACUUCACUGUAUGUCUCACAGGGUUGUCACACUACCACCUGUGAGGGUGUGGAGGUCGUCAAGCAACUUUAUAAUAGUGGCACACUUGGCUGCGUUGUCCUGGGACCCACUUGUACUUAUGCCACGUACCAGAUGGUCUCCGUUGACACAAUAUUGGGCCUCCCUCUGAUCUCUGCAGGGAGCUUUGGGCUGUCAUGUGACUACAAAGACAACCUAACUCGAAUCCUGACUCCAGCCAGGAAACUGAUCUACUUCUUAGUUGAUUUCUGGAAAGAGUCCAAAUUGCCAUUCAAAACCAGCUCCUGGGAAUCCACCUACCUCUAUAAGACAAAUAACACCACAGAAGACUGCUUCUGGUACCUCAAUGCACUGGAAGCUGGAGUCUCAUAUUUCUCUUCAGAGGUGAAGUUCAAAGAGGUUUUAAGGACACCAGAACAAUUAAAGAAAAUUGUGAAGGAUCAGAGCCGGAAAAGCAAUGUGAUCAUCAUGUGUGGCUCCCCAGAUGAGGUCAAGACAAUCCUAGGGGAAGAGAAAGUAGAUGAGGACAUAGUCAUCAUCCUGGUGGAUCUUCACAAUAACAUCUACUUUCAGAACAACACCAAAUCAGACAGUUAUAUGCGGAAUGUCCUUGUCUUGACGCUGCCACCACCCAGUUACACACUGAAUUCCACAAAUUCCACAGAAGAGCACCUGCUGAAUAAUGACUAUAUUGUCGGCUAUUUGGAUGGAGUCUUGCUCUUUGGACACGUCCUGAAGAAACUUCUGCUCUCCCAACAGCCAAUUGGGAGUCCCGCUGAUUUCAUUCAACAGUUUCGGAACAUCACAUUUCAAGGUGCACUGGGUCCAGUGACCCUGGAUGAAUUUGGAGAUCUUGAUGUCAAUUUGUCUCUAUUGUAUACAUCAGUAGAUACCUAUCACUUCAAGACCCUCCUGCAGUAUGACACUCAUCAGAAUAAGACAGAACCAAUGACUACCAGCCCAUCUUUCAGCUGGAGGAAACGGAAGCUUCCUAAUGAUAUUCCAAGCACUGGCCCGCACUUCCUGACUAUUGCUGUCUUUGCACUCACAGGGACCGUGGUGUUGGUUCUGAUCAUCGCUUUGCUGGUGUUGAGGAAGUACAGGAGAGAUAUUGCACUUCGGCAGAAGAAAUGGUCUCACAUACCACCUGACAAGAUCCUGCCUCUGGAGACCAAUGAGACAAGCCACGUCAGUCUGAAGAUUGAUGAAGACAAGAGGCGUGACACAAUCCAGAGACUGCGCCAAGCCAAAUAUGACAAGAAGGUGGUGAUCCUGAAAGAUCUCAAACACAAUGAUGGGAAUUUCACAGAGAAACAAAAGAUAGAACUGAACAAGCUCCUCCAGAUCGACUAUUACAACCUGACAAAGUUCUAUGGCACAGUGAAGAUGGACACGAUGAUCUUUGGGGUGAUUGAAUACUGUGAGAGAGGAUCAUUGCGGGAUGUCUUAAAUGAUAAGAUCUCCUACCCAGAUGGCACCUUCAUGGACUGGGAGUUUAAAAUCUCUGUCAUGUAUGAUAUUGCCAAGGGAAUGUCCUACCUGCACUCAAGCAAAACUGAGGUCCAUGGCCGCCUCAAGUCCACAAACUGUGUAGUGGACAGCCGCAUGGUGGUGAAAAUUACUGAUUUUGGCUGCAAUUCCAUUCUUCCUCCAAGGAAAGAUCUGUGGACAGCUCCUGAACACCUUCGUCAUGCUGAUGUGUCUCAGAAAGGUGAUGUGUACAGCUAUGGAAUCAUUGCACAGGAGAUCAUCUUGCGCAGGGAGACCUUCUACACUAACUUCUGCCGGGACCAUAAAGAGAAACUUUACAGAGUGGAGAGUGGCAAAGGAGUUAGACCCUUCCGCCCAGACCUGAUCCUAGAGACUGCAGGAGAAGGAGAGCUGGAAGUGUGUAUGCUUGUAAAAAGUUGCUGGGAGGAAGAUCCAGAGAAAAGGCCUGACUUUAAGAAAAUUGAGAGCACUCUGGCUAAAAUAUUCAGUAACUACCAUAGUCAGACCAAUGAAAGCUACAUGGAUACCUUGAUCCGGCGUCUGCAGCUGUAUUCCCGGAACCUAGAGCAUCUGGUAGAGGAGAGGACGGAGCUAUACAAGGCAGAAAGGGACAGAGCGGACAGGCUUAAUUUCAUGCUGCUCCCACGGCCAGUGGUAAAAUCUUUGAAGGAAACUGGGCGGGUAGAGCCAGAGCUGUUUGAAGCAGUCACCAUCUACUUCAGCGACAUUGUCGGCUUCACCACGCUAUGCCAAUACAGCACCCCCAUGGAAGUAGUGGACAUGCUCAAUGACAUCUAUAAGAACUUUGACCACAUUCUCGACCAUCAUGAUGUUUACAAGGUGGAGACCAUUGGUGAUGCAUACAUGGUGGUGAGUGGCUUACCAAAGAGAAACGGCAACCACCACGCAGUGGACAUCUCUAUGAUGGCACUGGAUAUCCUUAGUUUCAUGGGGUCCUUUGAAUUACGACAUCUUCCAGGCCUGCCUGUUUGGAUUCGCAUAGGGAUUCACUCUGGUCCAUGUGCUGCUGGUGUGGUUGGGAUUAAGAUGCCUCGUUAUUGUUUAUUUGGAGACACAGUUAACACAGCUUCAAGGAUGGAAUCCACAGGUUUACCUUUACGGAUUCAUGUAAGUGGGUCUACUAUUGCCAUCCUGAAGAGGACAGACUGCCAUUUCCAGUAUAAAGUGAGAGGAAAGACUUACCUGAAGGGCAAAGGAACUGAGAUUACCUACUGGCUGACAGGGGUGAAGGACCAGCAGUAUAAUCUCCCAACACCUCCUUCUGUGGAGAAUCAGCAGCGGUUGCAAGAUGACUUAGCAGGGAUGAUAACAGAGUCUCUGGAGAAAAGGCAAUCUGAAGGGGUCCUGGUGCGUGAGCCUUCCCGGGUGGCGAGCUACCGAAAAGGCACCCUAGAGUACCUGCAGUUGGCCACCACAGAAAACUCCGGCACCCAUCUGUAAAACUAGAUGUCUAGUGUGACAUAAAAACCAUGUACAGGCUACAGAAGAUACUACAUGGAGGCUGGAGACUUGCAUUCUCAGGGAGAGCUGCGGGGAAAACAAGACUGUUCUCUCUUUGGGAAAUGUCUCUACCACUUGGCUUUUUAAUCAGUGAAUCAGAUAAACCCUUUGCUGUGGUGCCAAAAUGUAGUUGCCUCUAUGCUUGCUGCAUCUUCCCAAUCACCUGAUUGCUUCACCCAGGCACAUCCACCCUGAUUUGGGGAAAGAGAAAAUAUUGUCUAAUAUUUUUAAAAUGUGAUCAGCUGUUCAGUGACCCAUUUCCCAAAGUCUUCUCUGUAGAGUCUUAAUUUAUCGUGAUUUUAAACUUAGUGUUUAACUUGUUGUUAUACUAAACAGAGAUUCUUCCUUAGC
Malaclemys terrapin pileata is the source of this 4465-nucleotide messenger RNA. Its product is annotated as guanylyl cyclase C-like. Gene Ontology annotation, molecular function: protein kinase activity; peptide receptor activity; guanylate cyclase activity. The coding region runs from base 1022 to 4054 and encodes 1010 amino acids. The transcript has 27 exons. NCBI's taxonomy places the organism in Eukaryota, Metazoa, Chordata, Testudines, Emydidae. Gene Ontology annotation, biological process: receptor guanylyl cyclase signaling pathway; intracellular signal transduction; protein phosphorylation. The record is from RefSeq and is a predicted model, not a curated record.